CAGGGGAGGUAGUGUCGCUGGCGCUCUAUUCGGCGCGCGUAUUCACGUACGUUACGUAAAUCCAAUAUAAAAUGCCAAUGACUUAAUCCGAUCGUAUGCUUAGUGUAGUGUUUAUGGGAAAAUUAAGUGUUAUUGUGUUGAAAAUGUCCGUGAAGGAUGUUAUUUUGGAAAAAUGUUGAAGACUCUUCGGUCGCGAUGUUUGUUUUGUUUGCUGUGUAUGGCUUUAUAUUUUUGUGUCACUGAUGGAUUGAUAGAAAUUGUUGAAGAACAACGAUGCAAUGAUUUCGAGUUCCGGCUGACCUGUCGAGAUUUAGAUUCACAUAUAGCAGUACUGGAAGCGUGGUAUACUUCUACAGACGAUUAUCAUCAUUUCUCGAAUGAAACUCAUGCCAGCUACUCAAUUAAAACGCAAAAUGACACAGAACUCGAUAAAGUUUACGUAUAUACUAGUCCUAAACACAACGGCGUGUAUGAGCUAACAAAUCAUUCUAUAUUUGAAAAUUACACGAACUUGAACACUUCGUUCGAAUUUGAUUCGAGAUUAAAUGACACUUUAGUGAAUGAUACAAUGGAUAGUGUGGAUAUGUCAGUGGAUUUUAUGAAUGUGAGUGAGGGGUGUGGUGUAGUGUCGUAUGCGCGUAGUUAUGCAAGUUGGCGGGAAGGUGAUAAGCGACGAAGACUUAUGUCGAGAGAGACAUCAAUCAACCUACGAGCUCCAGUGAGUUACAGAUGUACGGGUGUGAACCACUGCAGUUUCGUGUUGGCGGAAGAUUAUCCGCCUUCAACGAAAUGGGCACCAGGUGUCGUGUACAUCAAAUACGCUUGUUUUGAUGAUUCCCUGUCAGUCCACUAUUGCAACCGCGAAGUUCGUGUGUCAGAGCGAGGCGUGGAGAGCGAGGGGUACAUCCGCACGCCUGGGUACCCCCACUUCUACGUGGGGGACGAGUGUAGAUGGAGACUGCGGGCGCACCCGGAGCAGCGGAUACGGGUCACUCUGUUAGAUGUUAGCUUGAGGAGCGUUGGUCCGUUUGAAUCAAACUGCACUGAUUACGUAGCUGUAAAAGAUUCAAACGGUGAUUCUCUAUACACAAGUUGUGACCAAGUGGAUACACCGCUCCGGUUGCUGUCGACUACGGAUACCGUAGAAGUAUUAGUUGAAGCUAAGUCUAAAGGCGCCUUCCCUAAAAGAGGCGUGUUGUUACAUUAUAAAAGUAUAAAUUGUGUUACGUUACCAGCGCCAUCUAACGGCUACAUCGUGUACAGAAAUGAAGACGUAGCCCACUAUAUGUGUAACGUUAAUUAUGUUUUUGUUGAUACGCGACAGAGGGCGCGGUUGUUAUGGUGCUAUGAUGAUAAUAGAUGGAAUGACACGGUGUCGGAUUGUAUAGAAGAGACGACACCCAGUGUAGUCGUCGCGAACGAUUCUUCACCGGAAAUCGUCAAUAAAGAUACAAAGCUGCCGCACAACGAAGGAAACAUGAUAGUUGACAUCGUCAUCCCGUCGCUGCUGAUAGCUGCAUUAUUCAUCGGCAAUGCAUUCAUUGUGCUUAUUAUAUACAAAUAUAGAAAACGUGCUCAGCAAGGCGAGCAGAGCGGCAGCAAGAAAAUUUAGAAAAUAAAUAUUCAUUGCAGCAUCUUUAUUUGAAAACUGAUGAUUUGGAAGACGAAUUCAACACAAUACCCCUGAACGUGAACGGCAACGUGCAUAGCGCUGGCAACGCGGUCUAGUCCCCCUCCCAUACUGGUUACACUCGAAGAUAAAGCUACGUCCACACGGAGCCAAUGAUUAACCAAUGGUAUGUCCGAACGGAGCUAAUGAAUAACUUGUGAUGUGUCAAACAUGAGCCGAUUGAAAACUAAUGGUAUGCCCACGCAGAGCUGGCGAACGACCAAUGCUAUCUCCAUAUAAAGCUAAUGAUCGGAAAAUGAAGUGUCCAUACGGGUCUUUAAGUAAUGGUGGGACAACAUGAAUCUGAACAGGAUGUAAAGCGGUUGCACAAAUAUCGUCAGUGUUGUUUGGUUUCAAAUCUCCAAGAUCGGACCGGGUGUUUUACUGUUAGAUCUGCUUAUUUAACACCAAAGACAUUCUUCAUCACAGUUUAAUUUUAAGAUGUGUCAAAUGCGGAGAUCUAACGAAAAUCCACUUUUCGAGCUCUGUUUGGACGUAGCGUAACGUAUUACACAAAUCUAGCAGUGGCGCGUAUAAUUAAAAGUAUUAUUAUUUAGCGUCUCAUAAGGCUUUUCGAGAAAUUUCAGAAAUAAAAGUCCUGCUCUAAUUAAUCUUGUUGGCCUUUGUAAAUUGCCAGUCGGGUGGGUGUAGAUAAAAACGGGCACUUAACUUAAUUUUUCUUUUAUUCUGAAAGUAUAUACAAUUGCGUAGUUGUUUUUGCGCCAAACUACCUUCAAUAAACGUAAGUCUUCUUUAAGAGUUUUGACAAUAAAUUUACUCUAAAAACUUCCCUGCUUUUUGUCUGAAAACAGAAUAUUUGAUGAAAAUUUGUUUGUAAACGCUGAAUUUGUGUUCGAUUUAAUAUUCUCGUGCUUUGAGGUUUUUGAUCUCGAUCAAAAAUACACCGCGUUCGGGGUGUAUUAUGAAUUAUUGAUGUGCCUGAAAACGCGGAAAUGCCUACCUGUGAAUUGUAUUACAUUUUCGAGUGUAACCUGUAUACGAAGUCGGGUAGGCUGUGGAUGAUCGAUCGCCCGGUCGUUCGUGCAUAGCCGGCCUUAAUUUAGUUACAUUAUUUAUUUGUUAGAUACCUCAUAGUAGAUCAUCGUCCAGUUUUUGAUGGGAAUUACAUUUUGCCCUUUAUUUAUAUGUAGCCACAAAUAUUUUUGGAUAUCUCGCAGUUCAACGAAGUUGGAUCAAAGCUGCAAGUUGCGAAAUUAAUAUCGAAAAUUGUUUCAAUAUUUACCUGAAAUAGUUUCUGAACUUUCACAUGAAUAAUUUAGCUACAGAGAUAUGUUGUAGUAUGUUAGGAUCCUCUCAAAGUUACCAUUCUUAAGUUUGAGUGUUGAAAUCAAAAUGUGACUCACAUCAAACAAAUCCCUUUAGCGUUUAAGUAAGGACUGAUAUUAUUAUUAAUACUCGGCUGCGAAUUGUCUACAAAAUGAACCUUUAUUGGCUUUCGGUCAUAAUGCUGUGUACACACGAAAUCAACGAAGGUCAGCGUAUACUCUGACGGUUAUUUUGUGCGUGUUACAGAAUUUUUUUUGGAUCCAAUAUCUGGAAAUGAUGCUUGUUAUAGCUCAGGAUGUUAUGCCUGUAAAGGAAAUCGAUAGAGAAGUAAAAAUCAUUGUGGGGAAUAAGACUUUAUUGUUUAUUGUGGUACUGUAAUCAACUAACUGCAGUCCCAGAGUUCUGCUCGCGUGAUGACUCGCUAAAAAUGGCUCUAUGACAUGCUAGCUCAUAAUCUAUAACCGAUCUGCAUAUGAAUUUUAUCUAUUUUUCUGUGUUUGCGUUAAGCAACAAACAAUACGUUUAUAUUAAUGAAAACUUGCGGAUUUUAUCAUAUGUAUAGAAUCUAUAUCGGAGUUUUUAAUGUCGACAUAAUUGUCUCACGCCUCAGACAAAAAUUCCAGGAAUAAACGCCGGUCCUUUGUUAUUUUCGGGCGUGUUCAGUCCAAAGGGGUUCGUUUUGCAAUACAUUCGAAGCAUCAAAGCUGUUAUUUUCGUUAGCACACACUGCCUAUCAUUUUCACUGUCAAUUCCUUAUUGCUUCAUAGCGAUUCAUGUAUGUACCUUGUUUCUCCAAAUUGUUAAUGUAUUUAUAUUCGGCGGAGUAUGUAAGUAUCUGUAAUUAAUAAAGCACUAUCUUUAA
Messenger RNA from Zerene cesonia (dogface butterfly), 3818 nucleotides. RefSeq lists its product as uncharacterized. The transcript is spliced from 10 exons. NCBI's taxonomy places the organism in Eukaryota, Metazoa, Arthropoda, Insecta, Lepidoptera, Pieridae. Bases 173 to 1612 code for a protein of 479 amino acids. The record is from RefSeq and is a predicted model, not a curated record.